Molecule: messenger RNA, 1069 nt
Organism: Xyrauchen texanus (razorback sucker)
Lineage: Eukaryota; Metazoa; Chordata; Actinopteri; Cypriniformes; Catostomidae
Gene: synpra
Product: synaptoporin a
Exons: 6
Coding region: 28-894 (288 amino acids)
Cellular component (GO): synaptic vesicle membrane; synaptic vesicle
Source: RefSeq, a predicted model, not a curated record
UCCAGCGAAUUUCUCUCAAACAAGAAAAUGGAAACCGCAAACCAAGUUGUAUCUUUGGGGACAUUCCAAGUGUUUAAAUUACCUUUGGGAUUUAUUCGUGUUGUGGAAUGGCUUUUUGCCAUCUUUGCAUUUGCAACAUGUGGAGGUUACUCUGGGCAACUGCGGGUUAGCGUGGACUGCGUCAACCGGACUGACAGCAACCUCAGCAUUGGCAUCAACUUUGCCUACCCAUUCAGGUUGAACCGGGUGGAAUUUUACGUGCCAAUGUGUGAAGGUAGGAGGCAAGAGCGGCUCUACCUGAUCGGAGACUUUUCCUCCUCCGCCGAAUUCUUUGUCACCAUUGCUGUCUUCGCCUUCCUCUACUCCCUGUUGGCCACUGUGGUCUACAUCUUUUUCCAGAAUAAGUACCGUGAGAACAACCGUGGACCUCUCAUUGACUUUGUAGUGACCGUGGUGUUCUCAUUUAUGUGGCUAGUGAGUUCAUCUGCCUGGGCAAAAGGUCUUUCAGAUGUAAAGGCAGCGACUGAUCCUGGUGAGGUGGUUCUGCUCUUGUCGGCUUGUAAGGUGCAGGCCAACAAGUGCAGUACAUUAUAUGGACCCAGAUGGUCUGGUCUGAAUACGUCUGUGGUAUUUGGGUAUUUAAACUUUGUGCUCUGGGCUGGAAACAUCUGGUUUGUGUUUAAAGAGACUGGAUGGCACAAGGGAGGUGCAGCGAGGCAUCCUGUCUCGUCCUCUGAAAAACAGGGCACUGCCUUCAACCAACAGGUCUACAACCAGGGAAGCUUUGACCAAUCAGGAGUUGCUUUUACUGGAACAGGGGACUUCGGCCAAUCAGAGUACAGCCAGGUGGGAAAUUAUGCUUCAACUGGGCCUAUCUCCUACACCAAUCAGUAACCCCCUCUGCCUAAUAAGUGUAAUCAGAAGGGACCAAUUUCUAAGGGCAAAAUUCAACAUUUAGCACAAGAGGAAGAUAAAAUGAAUUUAACAGAUAUAUUAAUAUUCAUCUUUUAUUUCUGAUUAAACAAAAUAUGUAAAGGCUAUCGCUUGUCUAGAAUAAUAUGUUUUUUAA